Molecule: messenger RNA, 1499 nt
Organism: Mercurialis annua (annual mercury)
Lineage: Eukaryota; Viridiplantae; Streptophyta; Magnoliopsida; Malpighiales; Euphorbiaceae
Product: exopolygalacturonase clone GBGE184-like
Exons: 5
Coding region: 165-1406 (413 amino acids)
Biological process (GO): carbohydrate metabolic process
Molecular function (GO): polygalacturonase activity
Source: RefSeq, a predicted model, not a curated record
UAAAAACAGGGUAUAAAGAAAGAGGCAUGAAAAGAGAAUUUUCACUCAUUUCAUUGUAUUGUAUGUAUAAUCAAGCCUCGUUUUCGGGGCGAUUUACUUUUAUGUUUUAAAAUAAAAUAUUUAAGAAAAAAAGGGUUUUAAAAUUGGAUUCGAGAGGAAGAAGAAUGGCAAUGGCCUUAUCUAUGAAACUACUGGCAAAUGCCAUUCUUCUCUUGAUAUUAGUUGCGGUCGACUCCGAGGCUAAGGGCUUGGGUCUUCACCGUGCCGUUCGACGCGGUCCGCCUCGUGGGGGUGGUCGGAGAAAUGCUAAUGAAAAGAUCUUUAAUGUGUUACGGUUUGGUGCAAAAGCAGAUGGUAGAAAGGAUAAUGCAUUGGCAUUUAUUCAGGCAUGGAAGGCUACAUGCAACUGGGGUGCAAAAGCAAGGCUAGUGGUUCCAAGAGGAGUGUUCUUAGCAUCGGCCAUUGUAUUUCAAGGACCAUGCAAAAAUCCAUCUCCGGUUGUUCAAAUCUUAGGAACUCUAAAAGCCGUAUCGGAUAUGAGUAAUUAUGCAGAAGAUUUUUGGAUAUCAUUUGAAAAUGUAAACGGCUUAUUACUCACCGGAACCGGCGUUAUUGACGGCCAAGGCCAAAAUGUUUGGAAAUAUAACAGCGGCGGCGGCGGAAGUUUCCCAGCAAAUAUUAAAUUCUUACAUGUGUCAAAUGGAAUCAUAAGACAAAUCAAAUCUGUGAAUCCAAUGGGGUUCCACAUUGGUAUUGUUCUGAGCCAGAAUAUCAUAGCUAGGAAUCUCCAUCUGAAUGCUCCCGGAGAUAGUCCCAACACCGAUGGUAUUCACAUCAGUCAAUCCAAUAAAGUCAAAAUUGUUCGAAGUGUCAUUGCUACCGGCGACGAUUGCGUCGGCAUGAUUCAAGGAAGUACCGAUAUCACUAUCAAGAAAGUCCUUUGUGGCCCCGGACAUGGCAUCAGUAUUGGAAGCCUCGGAAAGUAUCAAAAUGAGAAAGAUGUGAGAGGUGUGAUCGUAUCAAAUUGCACAUUGAGGAACACAGACAAUGGAAUUAGAAUCAAAACAUGGGGAGGAUCGCCUCCAAGCCAAGCUUCAUCCUUGAUUUUCCAAGACAUCGUCAUGGACAAUGUUCGACAUCCCAUCAUCAUCGAUCAAUCCUACGGAUCUAAAGGCUCGCCGUCGAGGGUAAAGAUUAGCGAUGUUAGAUAUACGAACAUAAGGGGAACGACAAAUUCGGAAGUCGGAGUGGAUCUUCAAUGCAGCAAACAGGUUCCUUGCGACAGGGUUCAAUUGUCAAACAUUAACCUAAAGUACAUUGGUGGUAAAAAACUAGGUUUCUCAUCUUCAUGUACAAAUGCAAAAGUAAGCUAUGCUGGAACGCAAUUUCCACCACCUUGCAGAUAAAAAAUUACGAUCUCUGCUCAUAUGUAUCAGUAUUACAACACGACGGGUCCGAAGUUUACGGAAUUACAGUUAUUACAGUUGAUAAAGCUUCAA